AUGCCUCGAGGUGCCAACACCAGCCUUCCGACGGCGACCUGCACAUCUGACGAAAGAUCGCGGCUGAACUUGUUGGAAGCCCAAGUCAACGAACUGGCAGCACGACUUGCUCAAGUCGAAUCUCGCGCGCCAUCCAGGUCUACGAUAUCCACGGUCAGCCGACAAGACACACAGAGCUCAGACCGGCCGCCAAGCUCGAACAGCAGUACAGACAGCCUUUCAGAAUACUCCUCGACCUCGUCUGAUGGCCAGCAUUCGCCAACAUCAAGCGUCAGCCUCCCGUUCGCGCUGAAGUUCAGCGUGCUCGACUCAAAGCAUAGAGAUCCUGCACCGGAGAGGACCAAAGCUGUUUGGAAGCAUUACGUCGAAGUCAUCGACCCGCUGCUCAAGAUUGUUCACCUCCCUUCAAUUCAGCACCUCUUCCUGCCACAGGCGAACGAACUUGAAGACGCAUCUCAAGAUGCCAGAGCUCUCAAAUGGGCCAUCUGCUUCGCCUCCUCCAUCAGCCAGGACAUCUCCAAAGCCCACUCACCAAAACACACGGCUCUCGGCUCCCUCACCAAAAUCUACCAACACUCCUUCGAAACCUGCCUCGCCAAAGUCCGCUUCCUCGCCACACCCACCAUCACAUCCCUCCAAGCCCUCACAAUCUACCUAACCAUCGGGUCCAAAGUGCUCGACCAGACCUACGUCUGGUCCCUAACCGCCAUCCUCGUCCGCCUAGCCUACAAACUAAAACUCCACCACGACCCAGAUCCCCAAGACGUUCCCUUCCAGGAAGCUGAAUACCGCCGCCGUCUCUGGUGGCACAUCUGCACCCUCGACGCCCUCACGGCCGAAACAAACUCCACAGACCCCCUAAUCUACGAACGACAGACCACCACCUCCUUCCCAGCAUCGAUCCAAGACACCGCCUUCCACCACCCACCCACUCACCAACCACAGCGCCACGCCCCCGACAUGUUCGCCCCCCUCCUCCGCUUCGAAACAACCUACUACAUCCGCACGAUCCUCUACUCCCCCACCUUCGCGGAAGAAAACAAUUUCCCGCCCCUAUCCCUCGAAGGCAAACUCUCCAUCAUCGACUCCCUCCAAAAAACCCUCGAGGACAAGUAUUUCCGCCACUGCAUCUGCCUCUCCCGCUCGCCGGUCUGCACGCUCGCGAUGCUCGCCUCCAAAGCCACCGUCGCAGGCCUGACGCUCAAACUCUUCUUCCUGAACCAAACCCCCACCACCACCCCUUCAUCCCCCGGAGGCAGAUUCGCAGAACAGACCCUCCUCGCGAGCACCUCCCUCCUCGAAGCCCGCCGCGCGCUGCACUCCGACCCGGCCCUCGCCCCGUGGUCCUUCCUCUUCAAACCCGACAAGAGUGUCGAGUUCGACGCCGCGGAAAUCUGUCUCUCCACACUCGCCACCACGCGGACUCGUCCCGCCAUAACGUCGCGCGCGUGGUCCGCCGUGGAUGGGUUCUUUGACGCGCGGAAAAGUGGGAGCCGGCAAACCCACGAAAGGGCGGUGGAGGGAUCUAGAGGCUCUGCGCGAGAAAGCUCUCAAAGCUCGCGGCAAAGUCGGAGGGGGAGGAAUAAGUCCCUUGGGUCGACACGAGGGGCGGAUGAGGAUGAGUGUUGUGGGUCUACCUUCUCAACCGACGGCUUUGAAAGCUGA
Zasmidium cellare ATCC 36951 is the source of this 1665-nucleotide messenger RNA. RefSeq lists its product as uncharacterized. Bases 1 to 1665 code for a protein of 554 amino acids. The transcript has 2 exons. Gene Ontology annotation, molecular function: DNA binding; zinc ion binding. NCBI's taxonomy places the organism in Eukaryota, Fungi, Ascomycota, Dothideomycetes, Mycosphaerellales, Mycosphaerellaceae. The record is from RefSeq and is a predicted model, not a curated record. Gene Ontology annotation, biological process: DNA-templated transcription.